AUGGAACACAAUGACAAGCAUGAAGGUCCGGCCGAAGAAAACAGUAGUGAGAUUGUGAUUAAUGAUCCAGACACUCAGUUAUGCACAAUCGAGAAGCUAAGUAAUGGCCCAAAGGAUUCCAAACCAGACAACGGCAGUGACAGCAUUUCUCCAUUAUCUGGUGAUGUAACUAAACACUCAGUUAAUGAAAAUGAUGAUGGCUCAACUACAAAUUGUGGUAAGAGGAACAUCGAUAAUUGCGAUGCACCAACGGCUGUAACUGAAAAGGAAAUUAAAGACGCUCUGAUAAUCUCACCGUUGAUCCGGAAAGUAUUGCACAAUCAAUUACCCGAGGUACAAAAUGAUAAUACGGAAUGGCCAUUAUGUUUGUUGAUUCAUAACAAUGAGUCGAAAACAAUUUCUCAACAACAGCUUCAAAACAUAAUCUUCAAUAAAUUUGCUGAAAUCAUGGCUACACAUGGCAAAUCAGAUAUUACCAGACAAAUGACUAAUAUAGCUAUUUGUAAAGAACAACAACGCUACUAUUAUAAAAAAUACAAAACACUAUUAAACUAUGUAAAUGUCGUAAGUUCUGAACUGGAGCUCUUGAAUAGAGUGCCUGACAAUGAAGUUAAACAUGUUAGACAUGUUGGAACGAAUGUGAAUAUGCCUACAAUAAAUAAAUAUUUGUGUCCACGCCGGUACUAA
This is a messenger RNA of Macrosiphum euphorbiae (potato aphid), 687 nucleotides long. The record is from the annotation of a GenBank genome assembly. Lineage: Eukaryota; Metazoa; Arthropoda; Insecta; Hemiptera; Aphididae.